GGUUGCCAAGGGGAGGGUCUCUGUUGCUACGUGUGGGGCCUCGUUGCCGGGGCGCUGGACCGUGUUGCUAGGGAUGAGUUGUGUUGCUAGGGGCGGGGUCUGGUUGCUAGGGACCUGAUCGGGUUGUUAGGGACGGGGUUUGUGGUUAGGAAGCAGUCAGAGCUUGCUAGGGGCGUGGCCUGUUGCCAGGGAGUGCAUUACUAGGAACGCGAUUGGCUGCUGAGAGAGCUCGUUGUCAGGGACGGGCCCUGUCGCCAUGGCAACCAGGUGUCGCAGGCGCCGCGCGGGGUGUUGUGGGUCGGUGGAGGCCCGACCCCGGCCCACAAUGCCCCGCGCCGGCCGAGUGCUGCCGGUAUGGAGCAGUACAUCGUGCUGGGCCGCAUCGGGGAGGGCGCGCACGGCGUCGUGUUCAAGGCCAAACACCGGGAGACCGGGGAGCUGGUGGCCCUUAAGAAGGUGCCCCUGCGGCGCCCCGAGGACGGGCUGCCCCCCCAGACCUUGCGCGAGAUCAAGGCCCUGCGGGAGAUCGAGGCCCAUCCUCAUGUGAUCCGGCUCCGGGCCGCCUUUGCCCAGGGCCCUGCGGUGGUUCUGGCUCUGGAGCUGCUCGUGGGGGACCUGGGGGGGCUCCUGCGUGCGGCCCCCGCCCCGCUGCCUCCCCCCCGUGUGCGGGCCCUGCUCGCCAUGACCCUGCGGGGGCUGGGCCACGUGCACGGCCACCGCCUGCUGCACCGGGACCUCAAACCGGCCAAUCUGCUGCUGGACAGCGCUGGGCACCUCAAGCUGGCGGAUUUUGGGCUGGCACGGGUGCUGGGCCCCUCCCCAGGGCGCCCCUACAGCCACCAAGUGGCCACCAGGUGGUACCGAGCCCCCGAGCUGCUCUACGGCGCCCGACACUACGACGAGGGUGUGGAUUUGUGGGCCGUGGGCUGCAUUUUCGGGGAGCUGCUGACGCUGUCCCCGCUGUUCCCUGGGGAGAACGACAUUGAACAGCUCUGCUGUGUGCUCAGGGGCCUUGGCACGCCCAGCCCACGGGACUGGCCGGAGCUGGCAGAGCUGCCGGACUUCCCGAAGCUGCGGUUCCAGCCGCAGGCGCCGCCGCCGCUGGAGCUGCUGGUGCCGGGCGCUGACGCGGCCGCGCUGGACCUGCUGAGGCGGCUGCUGCGGUACCGGGCCCGGCUGCGGCCACGGGCACACCAGGCCCUGCUGCACCCCUUCUUCUUCGGCCCCCAGGAGCUGACCCCGCCCCCGCCACCGGGGGGGCCCCGGCAGCCCCCCGACUUCAACCUGGACACAGCACUGGAGCUGCCUCCCCGCGCCGCCCUGAGACCCCUCCCCAACCUGGGGGACCCCCCAAGGGACUCCCACUGCCCCCCCACGGGGCCCUGAGACCCCUGCCCAAUUUGGGGGAUGCCCUGGGAGACCCUCACUGAUCCCCCAGGGGCCCUGGGACCCCACCCCACCAUGAGGGACCCCCACUGACUUCCCUAACUGGGGCACCCUGUGAUGGACUCCCCUGACCCCCCCAUAGGGCCAUGGGACCCCUCCCCAAACUUGGGGACCCCCUGAGAGACCCCCAUUCCCCCCCCCCAUGCUGGGGGACCCCCAUCGAUCCACCCAUCCCAAUUUUGGGGACCCCUGAUGAGCCCCUCGGGGCUCUGGGACCCCUCCCCACCCAGGGGCCCUACUGACCCCCCCAGGGGUGCUGCUGGGCCCUCCGAAUUUUAGGGGAGGGCACCCAGACCCCCGGAUUUGGAGGGACCCCAGACCCCUGGGCCCCUGCAGCCCCCCAGAGCACCAAACCAGUGGAUGGAGCAGCAAAAACGGGGAAAAUUCAACCCAAAACUGUCGGAUUUGGGGCCGAAAAUGUCGGAUUUGGGGCCAGAAAUGCGGCGAGGGAUGACAAAGGCAUGGAUUGGACCCAAAACCACUGGAUUUGAGCCCAAAUCACAGGCACCCUUGUCCCCCCAGAGCUGCGUUUUGGGGCCCCCCAUGGAGUUCGUGGCAUUGGGGGGGCCAGAGGGGCCCCCACCGUUCCCCGACGAGGCCGGAGCAUUCCUGGGGCUGGGGGGCCCUGAUGGGCUGGAGCCGG
Poecile atricapillus (Black-capped chickadee) is the source of this 2089-nucleotide messenger RNA. It is a transcript of the gene GATA1, whose product is annotated as GATA binding protein 1. The transcript has 9 exons. The coding region runs from base 355 to 1386 and encodes 343 amino acids. Gene Ontology annotation, cellular component: nucleus. Gene Ontology annotation, biological process: protein phosphorylation; negative regulation of transcription by RNA polymerase II; cell fate commitment. NCBI's taxonomy places the organism in Eukaryota, Metazoa, Chordata, Aves, Passeriformes, Paridae. Gene Ontology annotation, molecular function: cyclin-dependent protein serine/threonine kinase activity; RNA polymerase II cis-regulatory region sequence-specific DNA binding; zinc ion binding. The record is from RefSeq and is a predicted model, not a curated record.